Messenger RNA from Oryzias melastigma (Indian medaka), 2496 nucleotides. RefSeq names its product regulatory factor X, 5 (gene rfx5). The transcript has 11 exons. Gene Ontology annotation, molecular function: DNA-binding transcription factor activity, RNA polymerase II-specific; RNA polymerase II cis-regulatory region sequence-specific DNA binding. Bases 327 to 2249 code for a protein of 640 amino acids. Gene Ontology annotation, biological process: regulation of transcription by RNA polymerase II. NCBI's taxonomy places the organism in Eukaryota, Metazoa, Chordata, Actinopteri, Beloniformes, Adrianichthyidae. The record is from RefSeq and is a predicted model, not a curated record.
AUUUAACACUAAUCUGAGCUGUAACUAAAACAGGCGUCUGUUGCUAGGCAGAUUUUGUAAAACAAAUCUAUUUUGUAACUGGGCAGACCAGGAAACUCGAUCCAAUUAGAAUAUUCUUUGUCCAAAAAAUAAUUCUGCUCUACCAAUAGAAAAUAACACGUGACUGGUUUCUAGGUAGAUUUUCGAGCAUCUACCAAUUGGAGGAGACGUCGGCUUUGUAGUCAGGCAGACAUAGCAAAGUUGUCCAAUCACAAAAAAAUCUGAAAGGGGAUUUUUGCUGUUUCUUGGUUCAGAUGUUGGUUAUGAGGCCCGGUUAGUCGGUCCCGAUGUCAGAGGACCAGAGCCACCAGCGGACCGAGGUCUCCCUCCGGGGGGAGGCCGGUCUGGAAGCUGGGGAGGGGGAGACCGAGCCCAGCAUGCUGCUGCAGAAACUCAAGAGCAACAUCUCGAAGGAUGUUCAGACCAAAGUGGAUCAGAUCCUGCAAGACGUCCAGCGUUUCUCUGAUGGGGACAAGCUGUACCUGUACCUCCAGCUGCCCUCUGGACCCAAUUCUGGAGACAAGAGCAGCAGUGACUCCAGUUCCUUUAACACAUCCGACCAGCUUCACACCUGUAACUGGAUCCGGAGUCACCUGGAGGAGCAUUCUGACACCUGUCUGCCCAAACAGGACGUCUACGAGGCGUACAAGAGAUAUUGCAAAAACUUGCGACACCGACCUCUGAGCGCAGCCAUCUUUGGAAAAAUCAUCAGGGACAUUUUCCCAAACAUCAAGGCCAGACGACUGGGAGGCAGAGGACAGUCCAAAUACUGUUACAGCGGCAUCAGGAGGAAGACGGUUCUCAACAUGCCUCUGCUGCCCAACCUGGACCUGAAGAACGAUCCGUCGGAACUGACUGAGCUGGUCCAGACCUACAAACAGGAAGUGACGGAGGCGGCGUGCGAGCUGAUCUGCGACUGGGCGCAAAAGAUCCUAAAGCGUUCAUUCGACACAGUGGUGGAGAUCGCUCGUUACCUGAUCCAGGAGCACCUCGUCAACCCUCGCUGCAGCCAGGCGGAUCUCGUGACGUCUGCAGCCCUCGCAGGGGGUCCAGCCAAAACUCACAAAGUCAUCAAGAAAACUCCGGUGAUUUCUAAAGUGGAUGCAGACGGAGCUGCAGAUCUGAAGAAGGAGCAGGGAGACUCCUCGUCCUCGCUGAAGCUACCGACUGCAGACAAAGCUUCUCCUCCCAGCAAAACCUCCUCUGUGGAUGCUCCCCUUCCUCCUUCCUCGGCUCCUGCCUCCACCAAGCGUCCAGCAGUGAAGGCCUUCAUAAAGCAGUUACCGAAGCUCCUCCCCCGCAGCCCCAUCUCAGUCAAAGACGUGUCCUGUGUCGGGGGGGCUUCUGGACAUGGAGGCCCCGCGGCCGCCGCUGCCAACAGCGGCCCCGUGAAGGUCAUUGCCAUGACGACCCUGCCCCAGCAGCAGGGCACACCCCUCCCUUUGAUGAUCCUCCCACAGAGCUGCCUGUCCUACGACAGGGAGAAGGUCGCCGUGGCUCCGCCUCUUCCCUCGGCGGCCCCCACCUCUGUGGUCCAGAAAGCUCGAGGGAGCACGCCCAAACGGCCCCCGGAGGGCGGGAUGUCGGUCGGCGGUGCCAGUCCGGCGGACGGCGCUCCUCCGGUGAAACGGAAACGUGGAAGACCCAGAAAACCUCAGCCGGAGGACACAUUUCCCUCCCCUCCCGUCGCCCUGGCCUCCCCCCAGCUCUCGCCCCAAACUCCGCCCUUCCCCUCUCCGAUCAUCACGUCCGUGACUGGUGGCGUUAUCCAGAAGGCUUCCUCCUCCUCCUCAUCUUCCUCACAACCGCUGCUCGAGCUGGUUCUGAGUCAGCUGCCGGCCGUGUCGGAUCAGCAGCUGGUGGAGCACCGCCAGGUGGUGGUGCAGUGCCAGCCGAGCGGGCCCGCCGACGCCGACCACCACAGCAGGCCGCUGCUGCUGUUCCAGAGUCCCGGGAACCCCAGCUGGGAGCUGGCGCCGUCCGGACGGGCCCCCAUGGUGGAAGUGAUCCAGAAAGCGCCGAGGCCCGGCAACAACGCCCCGCCGGACCCGCCCUUUCCCCGGCCCGCUGCGCACGAGGAAAGAGGCGAGGUGGAGAUAACUUUGACCCCGGUGGAACUGCACCGCAGCCUACCACCUUCCUCCUCCUCCUCCUCCUCUGCCCCGUCGAACGAGGAGAGACCAGAAACCAACAAAGGAGAACGACUCUAGCUUUCAGAGAUCUUCGUCUUGUCUGUUUUUAUCACCCCUCCUUCAUUCAGCUUCUGCCUUACUCGCUCUAAGGUCACGCCCCCUUUACAUCUCUAUUGGUCAAACGGGAUACAUUCGCCAUUUGUAAAUGAAACGCCCCACAAACCAGGAAUUAUUUCAUCUCAUCCGUCUUUUUGUGUCUAAUAUGAACCACAGCCGGUUUCCCUGCUUUCUUCUUUUCAUUUCCCCUCUUAAUUAAAAAAAAAAA